GUGACGACGACAACAAUAUCGAGGACGGCGUAAGCAGACCGAUGCAACCGGAACGUGUAGAAGCAUCGGCGUCACGCAACUCGACGAGGUCGCUGCCAAGGUCGUCGUGUGCUCCGCUACCACCACCAGCACCCUCUCAUUGGAUCGACGAGGGUAAAUCGUGGCGAAUCCUCCCAGUGAUCGCCCGCUGCUGGUCGCCCGCUUGUCGUCGCGAAGGUGAUCCAGAGUCUCGGUGACAGGUUGAUGGCCGACGAGAGGGUCGCAGGUCCUGGCUCGCAGAUCGCAGAGCCUGGCCGCAACUGGAAUGCCGCGUUCCGACGAGAGGACCUCCUACUUGAACCUGUGGCGCGAGUUCCUCGUCUUCAACACGGCCGUCAAGAAGUUCAGCCUGAAUCGCCGUCCGGGGAAACCUAGCGGGAUGAAUGUAUCUACGGUGUUCCCCGAAGGAUACGUGGAAAAUGAGCGAAUACAGCGUCAUGCAACAGCGGCGCCUAAGGAGGAAGAAGGAGGAUUUGAUAUGGAACGAUAUCAACGUGUCAAGGAGUUCGUCGGUCUGGAGGAAGUCACCAAGCUCGACUUCCUGGUGAUGCUGUUUGCCGAAAUUCUGGGCACGUUUCUGUUGGUCCUCCUAGGCUGCGCCUCUUGCAUCACAUGGUCUUUGGAUACACCACCGACUGUUUUGCACAUUGCGUUCACCUUUGGCCUCGCCGUGGCAAGUUUGGCACAGGUUUUAGGUCCGAUUUCCGGUUGUCACGUAAACCCAGCUGUAUCACUCGGUCUGAUGGUCAGCGGAAAUUGCAGUCUUCUUAAAACAAUUAGUUAUGUGGUCUGUCAAUGUUGCGGUGCUAUUGCGGGAGCUGCUGUUCUUAAGCUGAUAAUACCCGGGACGCAGCCCGCGAACGGCCUCGGUGCCACCAUGCUGGGUCACGGCGUAUCGGUGUCUCAGGGUGUCGUGAUGGAGGCCAUCAUCACGUUCCUCCUAGUGCUGGUGGUGCACGCAGUGACAGAUGCCAAGAGGUCCGACACGAAGGGCUGGGCCCCGUUGGCGAUCGGUCUGACGAUCGCGACGGCUCACAUGGCAGCUGUACCCAUCACUGGCAGCAGCAUGAAUCCCGCCAGGACUCUGGGUCCAGCUGUGGUGGAGGAUGCGUAUCAGAAUAUAUGGGUCUACUGGGUGGGUCCGCUGCUCGGUGCCCUCUUGGCCGGUGGCGUGUACAGGAUGGGUCUGAGGGCCCACAGGGAUGAGGAUGAGGGUUCGUACGACUUUUGAAAGGGUUGCUUAAAUCCGUGAGACGGAUCCUAAUAAUAAUAUUUCGCGAAAAUUCGGAUCGAAAGUCUCCCAGCUGUAAAUAAAGAGAUGAACAUGUAGUAAAGAUGAUGAUUUUUUAUGAUUUUUGUUGCAAACGUAUGACAACUGUAAAAGAAUAGAAUUUUGCAGAGAAUAUAUAUUUGUAAGUAAGAUAUAUAUAUUGGAUCCACUGCAGAUUAGAGAGGAUCGAAAUGCUAGAUACGAAAAGUUCAGAAAAUUGGGAGCUAUUGAUAUUUGAAUCGAAACUGUUUCAUAAUCUGUAAAUGUAGAUUCAACAUAUGCACACGUAUUAUGUGUUUUUUAUGUGUUUUAUUUUCUCGAAAUGUAUUAAUCUUUAUCUAUUUA
Molecule: messenger RNA, 1654 nt
Organism: Nylanderia fulva
Lineage: Eukaryota; Metazoa; Arthropoda; Insecta; Hymenoptera; Formicidae
Product: aquaporin AQPAn.G
Biological process (GO): transmembrane transport
Cellular component (GO): plasma membrane
Molecular function (GO): channel activity
Source: RefSeq, a predicted model, not a curated record